CAUCGAAAGUUGCACAACGAGAUGGACACGGAGGUCCCAUUCCUGCUCACCGGCAGCGUGGACGACGCGGGUGACGCGCCGCUCGCCGGAGUCUCCGACUUCCGCGGCCGCCCCGUCUACCGCACCAGCUCUGGCGGAUGGCGCUCCGCCCUGUUCGUCACCGUGCUGGAGAUCGCCAGCAACUUCGCCUCUUUUGGCCUGUCGGCGAACCUCAUCACCUACCUGACAGGGCCGCUCGGCCACUCCACCGCCGCCGCUGCCGCCGACGUGAACGCCUGGACGGGGACAGCUACCCUCAUGCCGCUGCUGGGCGCCUUUGUGGCCGACUCUUGGCUGGGUCGCUACCGAUCCAUCAUCGUGGCCUGCACCCUCUAUGUCGUGGGUUAUGGCAUGAUCACUCUGGUAUCCAGCCUUCCCGAGCUGCCCUCGUCAUCGCUCGACGACGGCGACUUGUCACCCCGCCCAUCGUCGAUGAAGAUCGUCCUCUUCUACGCCUCCAUCUACCUCGUCGCAGUCGCGCAAGGUGCUGACAAGCCGUGCGGCCUGGCCUUUGCCGCCGACCAGUUCGACCCUGGCCACCCCAAGGAGAGCGCCUCCCGAAGUUCCGUCUUCAACUGGUGGUACUUCUCCAUGGCUGUCGGAAUCGCCGUCGCCAUCUCCGUCGUCAGCUACGUCCAGGAGAACGUUGGCUGGGCAAUCGGAUUCGGCUCACUCUGCGCCAUGAUGCUUUGCGCCUUCGUCAUCUUCCUCGCCGGCACUCCCACCUAUCGCCUAUACGCGCCCAACUCCGACGCCGAGAGCCCCUUCGUCCGUCUGGCCCGCGGCUUUGCCGCGCUUGGCAGGAACUCAAGCUUCUCCUUUGGCAGGAAGAGACAUCACCCUGCAGACGAGGAUUCCACGGACAAGGUCCUGUCAGACGAGGCGCGGGCGGUGCUGCGGCUUCUGCCGAUCUGGGCGACGUGCUUGACGUACGGCGUGGUGUAUGCGCAAGUCACGACGCUCUUCAACAAGCAGGGACGCACUCUGGACCGCCGCAUCUUCGGUGGCCUGGAGCUGCCGCCGGCAGCGCUUCAAACGUUCGGGCCAGCAAGCAUAUUGGUGUUCGUGCCCAUCUACGACCGUGUACUGGUGCCCGCCCUGCGGAGCACGACGGGGAACCCAUCGGGGCUGACAUUGCUUCAGCGCAUGGGCACAGGCAUGGUGCUGUCCCUCGCCGCGGUGUCGGUGGCGGCGCUGGUGGAGGCCCAGCGGCUGGAGACGGCUCGCGAGCACGGCUUGGUGGACGAUGCUGGCGCGACGGUACCAAUGAGUUGGGCAUGGCUGGUUCCGCAGUACGUGAUCAUGGGAGUGUCGAAUGUGUUCACGCUGGUCGGGAUGCAGGAGUUCUUCUACGACCAGAUGCCCAGCGAGCUGCGUAGCCUGGGGCUGGCGCUCUACUUCAGCGUGCUCGGCAUCAGCAGCUUCAUCAGCGGCGCGCUGAUAUCGCUUCUUGACCGUGUCACCGCUAGCGGAGGCGGCGACAGCUGGUUCGCCGACAACCUUAAUCGCGCUCACCUCGACUAUUUCUACUGGCUACUUGCCGGUGUCAGUGCCGCCGAGCUAGCGCUUUACCUCUACUUCGUGAGAUCCUACGUGUACAUCCACAAGAGACUCUACUGAGCGAACUAGAACAUAAUAAGCAGUUGUAACCAGAUUGAUGGCCAUGCUUGUGAUGUGUUAACCGUUC
This is a messenger RNA of Lolium rigidum, 1726 nucleotides long. Its product is annotated as protein NRT1/ PTR FAMILY 5.10-like. Gene Ontology annotation, molecular function: transmembrane transporter activity. The coding region runs from base 22 to 1659 and encodes 545 amino acids. The transcript has 3 exons. Gene Ontology annotation, biological process: transmembrane transport. Gene Ontology annotation, cellular component: membrane. The record is from RefSeq and is a predicted model, not a curated record. Lineage: Eukaryota; Viridiplantae; Streptophyta; Magnoliopsida; Poales; Poaceae.